Papaver somniferum (opium poppy) is the source of this 1376-nucleotide messenger RNA. RefSeq lists its product as uncharacterized. The transcript is spliced from 3 exons. Bases 129 to 758 code for a protein of 209 amino acids. The record is from RefSeq and is a predicted model, not a curated record. NCBI's taxonomy places the organism in Eukaryota, Viridiplantae, Streptophyta, Magnoliopsida, Ranunculales, Papaveraceae.
ACAAGAAAGAAACGGAGCUUCUUCUUAGUCUCCGCCUGAACAGGUAAACUGAUUACAAAGGGAUUCCUUCUUAAUCAAAAAAUUGAGGAGCUAGUUGUUUUAUCAUUGUUAAGCUUUGUUGAGCUUAGAUGGAUAAAAGUUGGAUGCAGAAGGGUAGAUGCCACCCUGACUAUUUUCGUGGAUGCGAGGAAUUCAUAAAUUUUGCUUGGUCUCAUCGUACUCCUGAUUUAGGUGAAAGUAUUUUUUGCCCCUGUUUGAGAUACAAUAAUGUGAACUGCUUGGGUAGAGAUGUGGUGCGAGAGCACAUUCGAGAGAAUGGAAUAAUACAUAGUUACACUUGUUGGACAAAACAUGGAGAACCUGAAGAGCUAGUUAAUAAUAUUGGGGAAGAAGUCACAAAUGUUAUAGGUGAGGGUGAUAUGCAUGGGAUGUUACAAGCUGCGUUCCCUGAAUCAAGGUUUUUCGCCGGGGAUGGUGAAUUUCCAGAUCAAGCCAAUACAAAUGGAUCAAGUCAGCAUGAUCGUGUUCCAGAUGAGCCGCAUGUGGAGGCCCAGAAAUUUUACAAGUUGCUGAAAGAUGCAGAAAGACCGUUGUUCCCUGGAUGUACAACAAGUUCGAAAUUAAGUCACAAUGGACAUACCACUUCUCAACAUGACAACACAGGGUAUAACGGGCAUGGCCUCGACAUUCCACCAGUGCAUAAAGUUCCCAAUGCCAGUGGGAAUUGGGAUAAUCAGAGGAGAUACUUCAGAAGAUGAAGCUAGAGAUUGCAAUAAAAUCGAUGUUGAUCAAUGUGAAAGACGCACAUGGAAGCAAAAAAAUGCAAAAGAAAGGGAGAAAGAAGAAAAAAGGAAAGAAAGAUUAAUUUCCAGCACCAUAAGCAAGGGUGAAGAUAAUGAUCGUUCAAACACCACUCCUACACUCCCACCAAACCCGAUCACAAAAUUCUGGAAGGAUACAAAAGAAGGAACACAUAUCGAAGGCUCGUCAAUAUCAGGAGAAAACUACUUCACAAAAUGGGAAGUAGAAUCAUGGGACAGAAGAAGUAUUAUCUCGAAGGCAAACAAGACAUACCUAAAAAAAGGAUGAUAAAGUAUUAUGCGUUGCUCCACCACACCAGAAGGGAACGAAAAAUAUUAAAGAGAAAAUGUGGCAGGGACCUUACGUUGUGAAGAAAAAUAUGGAAGAAUAUAGAAUGCGAAUUAUAUGGAGUAGAAGGGCGAAAACUUAACCAAUCAGAGAGGCAAAUUUACCAAAAGAUACGUUCUACUUAGAUAAAGAAAGGGAAAUACAAGCGAAUGGAUUAACUAAAGAAUAAGAAAUCUCCAUCAUGUAAUGAUCCAGUUUAUGAAUGUUCAAUGCGAAAUUUCUUCUUC